GUCCAAACUAACUAAGAUCAAGUGUUCCAUAAUCACACCAUUUUCGAACUGACCGAGUACUGAUCUUUGUCUGUCCGCCGUAUCAAAGCCAACCUCCCAGUAAACAAUCAAUUCUCACAACACAUACCCGUACAUAACUGAGUCUGUGGCUAACCCCGUACCACCACCCUCACGCCUCCUUCUCGUUCCAGCUCCCAAACUCCCCUAUUAUCCCCAUCCCCAGCACAAUGACCACCCCCACCCCAAACCCCACCAUUGUCCUCGUCCACGGAGCCUGGCACACUCCGGCCAACUACGCCCCUUUCAUCACCGACCUCGAAUCGCGGGGCUUCUCCGUCCACUGCCCUCACCUGCCCAGCUGCACCAACACCUCCCCACCACCGUUUACCUACCAAGACGACGUGACCACCGUCCGCAACCUGGUCACUACCCUCGUCAACAAUGGCGAGCGCGUCCUCGUGAUCCUGCACUCCUACGGUGGCGCCAUCGGCACCGACGCAGCCCAAGACCUGGACCUGCCGACCCGCACCGCCCAAAACCUUCCCGGCGGGAUCAUCCACCUCCUCUACCUCUGCGCCUACAUCCAACUCCCCGGCCGCACUGUCUGGGACGUGAUCACCGAGGCCCAGAUGACGGGCUUCUGGCCGCAGUUCGUGCAAAACCAUGAGGAUGGCUCCACCUUCCCCGUCGACCCCGUCCAGCUGUUCUUGGGGGACUGCGACGAGAAGCAAGUUGCCGCCGCGCUGCCGCAUCUCGUGCGCAGCCCGCUGAGCGCGUUCCAUACGCAGAGUGGCGGAGAUGCGUGGCGGAGAUUGCCGGUGACCUACCUCACCACGACGAAGGAUUAUUCCGUGCCGCGCGUGUAUCAGGAUCUCAUGCUGAAGCAUGUCGCGGAGGACGGGGUGACGGUCCGCGUGGUGGAGGUGGAUACCGCGCACAGUGUGUUUUUGUCGAGACGCGACGAAGUGCUGCGGUUGGUGGAGGAGACGGGGCGGGAUGAGCGGAAUCCUUGAUUUGAAUUUCUCAGGACGGGGGCUACGGCGGGUGGGAGCGAAAGAACGGGGUUCUAUAGAUAUAGAUGAUCAACGCUGUACAGUGGGACGCAAUGGAUGCGGUAACCAGCACUGGAAUGGAAGCUAUGUCUCAAGAUACACUGGUCUUGCCAGACUGCCGGGCCUGCUUUAAAGAACUUUUGAUGUUGGAGGUUGUUCCAAGAACAUCAUGUACUGCGCCCUACAAGGGGCUGGCUGUUGGGCAGAGGGGACCGAGUGGUCGGCUAGGCCGACUAAUAGAUUCAC
Molecule: messenger RNA, 1298 nt
Organism: Aspergillus aculeatus ATCC 16872
Lineage: Eukaryota; Fungi; Ascomycota; Eurotiomycetes; Eurotiales; Aspergillaceae
Product: alpha/beta hydrolase
Exons: 1
Coding region: 228-1013 (261 amino acids)
Source: RefSeq, a predicted model, not a curated record